Messenger RNA from Oxyura jamaicensis (ruddy duck), 2010 nucleotides. It is a transcript of the gene COMT, whose product is annotated as catechol-O-methyltransferase. The transcript is spliced from 5 exons. Gene Ontology annotation, molecular function: magnesium ion binding; catechol O-methyltransferase activity. The record is from RefSeq and is a predicted model, not a curated record. Lineage: Eukaryota; Metazoa; Chordata; Aves; Anseriformes; Anatidae. Gene Ontology annotation, biological process: developmental process; catecholamine catabolic process; dopamine metabolic process. Bases 161 to 949 code for a protein of 262 amino acids. Gene Ontology annotation, cellular component: dendrite; membrane; axon.
UUUUUAAGUGUUGUCAUGGGACACUGCUCAGUCUGGUAAGUCUCAGCACUGGUUUAUUCUGCUAAGCAGAGUAUGGGCUGAUACCACCCACCAGUUCCCAACCAUCGCGUUUUAACUGCAAGGACAUCUCCAAAAAAUACCUUUAUGAUUACUGGACUAGAUGCUGGAGAGCUCUUCAGUCCCUUUGUUCGUUGUCUUCGUCCUGCUUUUCAUUUUGUUGCUCUCUGUGGUGCUCAUCAGGAGAAACGGCGCUGCUGCCCUUAUCUGGAAUGAAAUAAUCCGGGAGAAAAUAACCAAUUUCAUCAUGAACCAGAGCAAAGAACAGAGGAUUUUAAAUUUUGUGCUGCAGAAUGCAGUCCGAGGGGACCCCUGUAGCGUGAUGGACGCUAUAGAUAAGUACUGCUCCCAGAAAGAGUGGGCCAUGAAUGUGGGCGAUGAGAAAGGUUUAAUUCUAGACAAGACAGUGGAAGAGAUCAAUCCAUCAGUUGCACUGGAGCUGGGAACGUACUGCGGCUACUCAGCAGUUAGGAUUGCUCGGCUACUGAAAGCAGGUGCUCGUCUCCUCACUGUGGAGUUCAACCCAGAAUUUGCUGCUAUAGCUAAACAGAUGAUUGAGUUUGCUGGAGUACAAGAUAAGGUAAAACUCAUAGAAGGACCUUCAGAGGAAAUUAUCCCUCAGCUGAAGAAAAAAUAUGAAGUGGAUACUCUGGAUUUUGUCUUCUUGGACCACUGGAAAGAUAGAUACACACCAGACACCAUCCUGCUUCAGGAAUGCAGCUUGCUGAGAAAGGGCUCAGUUCUUCUGGCCGACAAUAUCAUCGUCCCAGGAGCUCCAGAAUUCGUUAACUAUGUCCGCAACAACCCCCGUUUCCAAUGCACUAACUACCCAUCUCAUCUGGAAUAUAUGAAAGUGCAGGAUGCUAUGGAAAAGGCUGUGUUUUUGGGAUAGAGAGCCAUUAAUACUCAACCUUUGUUUCAAAUAACGUAAAUGCGACUGCACAAGUUAAUUGUCUAUGCUUUAAAUUUUGCCUUUUUUUUUUUUUUUUUCUUCUUCUUCUUCUUUUGGAGCCUGUAAUUAAAGCAAAUUCUACAGGAGAUCACUGUAGACCAGGUGGAAACCAAGAUCUGAAGUAAGUAGGGUAACUGCUCCAAGGCCUGUCACACAUUGCUCAGCAAACCCAAGGUAGUGCAAAUUGCCUUGCCUUGACCAACACAUUGUCAAAACAUAACCUGUUACUUAGAGCUCCAAACCAAACAACCACCGUUUGGGGUUAGGGCAGGGUGGAAAAAGUCACUCAAUUUCUGAAAACUCGUGUCCCAAAGCUAAACUGACUAGUCACUCUCCAGAGUGAAAAAAGCAUGCGUGUUGCAAGGAGAGCAUUUCAGGAGCACUGAUUAUGCUGAAUUGUUAGCAUGCCACUUCAAGCAGUGAAAGUUCCUACAGUGAUGUCAGAUGCAUUUUUUCAUCGUUACUGCAAGAGUUAGUUAUCUCUAUGCUGGAGAAGAGGCAUGUAGGGAAAGAAGAAAGACCCAGGCAGUGACAAGAAAAUGUAUCAGAACUUUGCGUAGGACAAGGAAACAAAGUUGUUAAUCUGCAUGUGCAGAGGUAGAGAAAACUGAAGAAGUAAACAGAUUAAAAUAAAUGCAGUGACAGAUAACAAAAGCAACAGCUUCUUUCUAACAGAAUACCAAAACAACAAAGUCACUGAGAUCUUGAGAAAAUAUUGUUUGCCCCUUUAUUAUGCUUACUUAAUCCCCUUAUUAUAGAGCGUAUUCAUAGUGUGUGCUUUUUAGAGGCAGGGCAAGUUGCUUACUCUGAAGUGCUGUGUAUGUUUAAGAAACAAUAAAAAUAAAAACCAGAGAGAAUGUGUUUUUAUGAGGUGGGUCCUGGUUAACCUGAUUGUUGUACUUUUAACUAUGGAAUACCCACUGGUAUUUUCUGCCUUGUUUACUGUGAUUAUAUUAUGAGGCAAUGGUUGCAUUUAUAAAUAAAAUCUGAAAAAUAACAGA